UCUGUGUCUGAGCGAGCUUUUAAAUUUUAGAAUUUAGUGUACUUGCGUUGCGUGAUAGUAGUACACCGGCCGCUUUAUACGUGUAAUAUUUUAUUAAUAAUAGUGAGCUAACGUGGGCGGUAUCAAAACAAUGGGAUUCUGAGAAAUCAUAUGCUAAAUUUUAUUUUGCUUAUACUAUUGACUGUUUCGUAUUUUAAAACUAUUUUUGUGGUGAAUUUAAGUGAAAGUAUCUAUUAAAAUAUAUAAGCUAAUUAAAAUUGGUGAUAAAGCUUGCUAAAUUAAGCUAAGACAAUGACAGCAUCUACUAUGAUUGAACUGGAGUCCUGGAUAAUUUACCAAUGUGUUUUAAAUGAGUGCCAUGUAUCUAGUUCAUGAGCUGGAAAUAUAGUCGCCGAUUUUCUUUUGCCUCGAGUAUUUUUAAGUUUUCUUCAUGGUAGCCACUUCUAUGGAGGGCGGUGCGUGGUGCGCCCGCGACAUUUCACUGCGCGCGCAGAAAAAGUUCUUAUCGCGAGUCGGUGGCGCUGCCAGCGCACGCUCACUUGUGCUUGACGAGCACGCUGCUAAACUCCUCGAUCAGUUUUUAACCGUUCUCCGACAACGAGUAGAGAAGCGAGAAGCUGAAAAAUUGGUAAAGCACGUAAUCAAGGCGGCCGUGAAGUUGGGAGUACUCCGUCGUCAUGGACAAUUAUCGCCGGCCGAUGACCGCGCUUUAGAUGCCUUCAGAUCUAAGUUUCAUACGGUGUUAAUGGCUAUAGUGUCAUUUUCGGAGGUGGAGUUUUCCUACGACCGAGGUUUUCUACAAGAUGCACUCCGUGACUCACACCAGUCGCUCAAAUCAGUAGUGGAGCGUCACUUGUCCGACAAGUCAGUAUCGCGCUUGGCCGGAAUCUUCGCUCUUGCCUCACGCGAGGAUCUCUUAGACUCUCUCUUCGCCGGACAAAUAGAUGAGGGAGUGCUCAAACUCACCAGAAUGCUCCGGAAAGAACUGGAUAAAGGCUGGCUUUAAGUUUUAUCUUUUGGAAACCUGUGCCGUCCUUUUGGCUACCUUGGCUUCAAAAGCUCAAUGGAUAUGUGGAAGUAGCGACGACUAGGGGAUGUUUCCCUACGUUUGCUUCGUUUGUGGCUUUUAUGGGAUAGACAUUUGUGUUUAACAAGGGAAAGAUGAUGGUUUAAUCUCGCGCGUCGUUCUGAAGAAUUUAAGUUCAGAUAUGCUAGAAAACCAAGUGCGUAAUAUGAGUAUAGACAUUAAUAGAUUAUGGUCUAUAGUCUCACGAGUAAUUAAAAAUGGCUGAGAAAGAAAGUCAUUAAAUUAGUUUUAGGAUGUCUUCUUUUCUAUGGUAAUAUUAGCGAAAGACAAAAUUUAUUUUUCAAUUUAGAAUCCGCUCGAUUAGACAUAUUCUAAAUUUGAAGACCUCAGCACGAAGAAUCUUGAACCACAGAUAAUGUUUUAGGCCAGGACUACAAUUAGUAUUUAAAUAUCUAUUAUCUAUAUUAUAAAAUAAUCCUCUAUGGUUUGUAAUGUGAAGGAGAUUGAUAUUGUAUGAAAAGAGAAUACAUAUCUCUAUUUACCGUCAGUAAUGUAUUGGUGUUGCCAGGCACCUGUUUUUUUUAUUACGUAGUAUUUAAUCGCACUUACAAAAAUAUUUUUUGUUAGUUUGUCAUGACAUCUCUUGAUUUUUCUUUGUGAUAAAUAUGGUCAUAGAUAAUAUUUAUAAAUUUUAUUAUGAAUAUAAAUUUUGGCAAUUGGUUAAAAAAAUAGAAUUAAGACUUUAAUGAGUUUAACAUUUAUUCAUUACUUGAUUUAUUAUAUUUUCCAAUACCAAUAAAAUUAAAAUUGCCAGUUCUCUAUUUUGAGAUGAAUACUCAAUAUUUAUUAAGCGUUAUUUAAUUAUUAGAUGUGAUAAGUUUUUAUUUUUAUUAAUUUUACUAUAAUUAUAAAUGAUCAUUUUGAUAUAUUCUGUUGCUUGCCCAGUAAAGACUCUAAGUAGGUAAAGAAUUUGCAACUGUAUAAUUUAGUUUUUACGUAAUUUUAUUCAUAAAUACUCCAAGAUAUAACGAGACUUAAUUUUUCAAUACGAAUUCGCAAAAUAAUUAUAUUUAAACACUUUUUAAUCAUGUUUUUUUUUGAAUUUUGCCUAACGUAUCUUGCCUAUAAUUUUUUGCAUUAUUGUCAGGCCUCAGCACCUUUUUUGCGUAAAUAUUUUACGAAAAGUUGCCUUAUUUGUUAAUUUAUUUUAUAAUGUAAGUUCUGUAAAUAUAAAUGUUAAGUGUUUCGAAAAUAUCAUGACAAUAUGUAAUAUAUUAUGAUUAAUUUAAGGGAUAUACCAAAAACUUUUUAAAAUUAAUAGAUCCGGUAUUUUAAGAGCAAUAGUACGCACUAAUUUUAUAAACUUUUUCAGAUUUAGACACAGUUUUUGGGAUUUUUGUAGUACGUAACGUUCUGUAUAAUUAUUCUACCUACUUCAAAUGGUUUUAUCUCUUAGUAUUAUAAAAUCAGUCAUGUUAAACAAAUCUUAAGCGUCCGAGCGAAAUGAACCGACCUGGCAGUUAUGGGAACUAACAUAGUUCUUUAUUGCUACGCGCCGUUUAAUUUAUUAGCAUUUUUUAUUUUAUUUUAUAAUAUAUCAAAAUAUAACUGUCAAACUAUAAUGACGUAACUUCUCUGUCAACUUAACAAAAAGGGUAACAUUUUAACGACCUUAAAUCCCACGACGUGUCUCGUUCCGCGCAGACUAACAGGUCCUUUGGGGGCACACACCACAUGUCUUGUGAUCCGUCGAUUAUGACUUGAACAAAUUUAUGUCUCAAUUGAAAAAAUCAAAAUAAACAGCUCCAUAUAAGAAAAUCCCAUUUUAUGUAAAAUACGUACGUUACGCUGCGCCCGAGUUGAUAUCACUAACUUAUCCAUCUCUCAUCAAUGGUUACCUAAGACCAGAAAUGAUUAACUUGAAAUCGAUUAGAACAUAUAGAUCACGUUUUAAUAAAUAGCAUUGUAACUUCCGUUAAUGACGAUAAUUUUAUCCCCGAAGCGUAUUGGAACUACAUAAUUCUUAUCGAAAUACAAAUGUAUAAAAUAGACGCUGAAAAGCUGUCCCAACAGGGGUACACGAGACUUCAAACAGUGAACGCUCCGCCGCCGCAAAACAAAAGGCAUUACAAUUAAACAAGGCCGCACAGACUAUUGUAACACAAGUGACAUGAAUUUUGGUAGACAUGUGUCUUCACUUCGUCGCUUACGUCAUGUUUUCGAAGAAACCUUAAUACCGGUAACGUGAUCUUUCAUACAUUGCUUUAAAAGAAACAGAUAUGUCUCAAUCUGUUCGUUAAAGAUUUUGGUACGUUUGAAGCCUGAAUAUAUUAACCUCCUAAAUAAAAUAGUAAUUUUAAUAAGAUGAAAUAUUAGUUCGAAAUUAUCUAAACAAUCUUUGGACCAACAUUUUAUAAACAUAUCUGGUUUAUUGAUCCAUAUCUUGUAGCAAUAAAUAUAAGUAAUACACACAGCACAAAGCUUGCCACUUAGUUCGCAUUUGUAAAGAUAAGUAAAUAUUAAAUAUGUAUGGAGAAAAGUAAUACAUAUUUUUAUACAAACUAGCUACUUCGGAAGGUCUCUUGCCUCCUUUUUUAGAUUAACAUAAUAAAGAAACCUAUUUAAAACGUACCUAUCAAGUUUUUCCUACCCUCCUGUAAAAUUACGUGUUAUAUAACCUGUUUUUUUUUGUUUUUUCUAACAUGACUUGCUAUCAACAAUCUUUAAAUAUCACUCAUAUACGCUAGCGAAAACUAUUCUAACAACGGAUCAAAUUAAUAUGUAGAUUGUACACUCAAAAAGCUCACUUUUUAUCAACGUAGACCUGUAUACAAUGUAAGAAAUAAAAUGUCCAUUGUGUAUUUAAAUGUGUAACACGCUUCUAUAUGUCAUAUUGGUGUGUGAAAUAUGUCAUAUAUGUGUGUUAAAUAUAUCAUAUAUGUGUGUGAAAUAUGUAAUUUUGAUGUAACAGCUCAUCUAUAACAUAAUUGUUACUUUACGAAUGUAGUAGUAGAUGGAUGUUUGGGGGUUUUAUUUGAAAAUUAUGGCUAGAUUGUAUCAAAGACACGUCCGAUGUUUGAAUGACAAUAUUGAAAUGUGUUAUAUAAACAUAGAGUUUUUAAAAAAAAAUUAAAUGAAGUUGUGUUUCAAACAAUGAGAUUUCUCUGUAUUAUUGCAUUACCAUUAUGAUUCAUUAGAAAUCUUUUUAAAUCAAAUUAUUGUCUGAUGUAUUUUUUGUAUUAUGGCCUCGAAACUCUUGAUAUAUAAACAAUAUAUUAUAA
This is a messenger RNA of Pieris brassicae (large cabbage white), 4308 nucleotides long. RefSeq names its product tumor necrosis factor alpha-induced protein 8-like protein (gene sigmar). Gene Ontology annotation, biological process: regulation of apoptotic process. The record is from RefSeq and is a predicted model, not a curated record. The transcript has 6 exons. Bases 431 to 1006 code for a protein of 191 amino acids. Gene Ontology annotation, cellular component: cytoplasm. NCBI's taxonomy places the organism in Eukaryota, Metazoa, Arthropoda, Insecta, Lepidoptera, Pieridae.